This is a messenger RNA of Eucalyptus grandis, 2574 nucleotides long. RefSeq names its product G-type lectin S-receptor-like serine/threonine-protein kinase LECRK2. Gene Ontology annotation, biological process: protein phosphorylation. Gene Ontology annotation, molecular function: protein serine/threonine kinase activity; ATP binding. The record is from RefSeq and is a predicted model, not a curated record. Lineage: Eukaryota; Viridiplantae; Streptophyta; Magnoliopsida; Myrtales; Myrtaceae.
GUGGAGAAAAAGGAGGAGCAAUCGCAUCAAAGCGGAGGAGGAAUGGUCGCCUCUCUCGUCCGCCGUGAACGACGGGACGUACGGGAGAGACUCUGCUAGCUUGGAAAGUAAGGAAUCUCUAUAAGAACGCCGGUUUCAUCCGUAAGGCCGAAGUAGCUCAACUCAAGGAGCACGCCUGUUUCAUCAAACAUGGCUUCAGUUAUACUAGGAAUCCUGCUAGUACUCGCUCCACUUCCCCUUUCCACCGAAGCUCAGACCCGCGGCAACUUGACCUUGGGCUCCUCGUUGACAGUGAACGACCAGAACUCUUCCUGGCUGUCGCCGUUGGGCGAGUUCGCCUUUGGGUUCCGGAGAAUGGGAAGAGGAGCUCAUUUGUUGGCUAUAUGGUUCGAGAAGAUAGAGGACAAGACCAUCGUCUGGUCAGCGAAUGGCGAUAAUCUAGCGCCCGAAGGUUCGAAAGUCCAGUUGACCGCCAAUGGUGGGCUGUUGCUUACCGACCCGAGAGAGAGAGAGCUGUGGUCUUCUGGCCUAAACGGCACUGGCUUAGCGUAUGCGGCCAUGCUCGACACGGGGAACUUCAUCCUAGCGAGCGCGAGCCACGUCAAGUUGUGGGAUUCGUUUAGCCGACCCACGGAUACGAUACUGCCAACGCAACAGUUAAAUUUGGGAGCUGCUCUAACAGCUCGCUAUUCCGAAAUGAAUUACUCCGCCGGGAGAUUCUACUUCAAGCUAGGAGACAACGGAAAUCUCGUAUUCUAUGCCACGCCUCACCCGUACGAUGCCACAGAUGCUUACUGGGCUAGCGACACCGUCGAUAGCGGCUUCCAGUUGAUAUUCAAUCAAAGUGGUCAGGUCUACCUCACAGCUAGGAAUGGAACGGUGCUCAGCCAUAUCACCACAGAACCAAUUCUAACCAGCGGAUAUUACCAAAGAGCAAUCCUUGAAUACGACGGGGUAUUCAUACAAUAUAUCCACCCUAAGACGGCAAAUUCAAGUUCUGGCCGGCUUAUUGGCUGGUCGAGGGUCUCAGUCCCAGUCCCGAAUAAUUUAUGCGAGAGCAUCACCCAAGAGAUUGGCAGUGGAGCUUGUGGCUUCAACAGCUACUGUACUCUUGGAGAUGAUCUGAGGCCGCGAUGCCAAUGCCCACCUGGAUAUACUCCGUUAGAUUCAACGAAUGAGAUGAAUGGAUGCAUACAGGACUUCAUACCACAGAGUUGUAACGGAAGUAGGCCCGAAACAGACCAGUUCGUUUUGCGUGAAAUGCUCGAAACAAACUGGCCAAUGUCCGAUUACGAGCAUAGCUGGGGACAAACCGAGGACUGGUGCAGAGAGGCUUGCUUGGCUGAUUGUUUUUGCGCAGCCGCCAUUUUCGGCAAUAAUUAUUGCUGGAAAAAGAAGAACCCUCUUUCCAAUGGAAGGAUGGGUCCAUGGAACAACGCAAAAGCUCUGAUCAAGGUAAGGAUACAUGACACGACUUCAAAAUGCACAAAAAACGACCAGAAGAAAAACAAGAAUACAACUUUGGUGAUCAUCGGAUCAGUGCUGUUGAGUAGCUCUGUCUUUGUGAACUUGCUUUUACUCCUCAUUACCUAUUUAUUAUAUAGAAGCUUACGAUCUAGGGAUUCUAAGUUGUCACCACCAGUCCGAAUCAAUCAAGUUACAGGCAUGCGGACUUUCACUUAUCAAGAGCUUCAAGAAGCAACAUAUGGAUUCAAAGAAGAACUGGGUAGGGGUGCUUUUGGAACAGUGUACAAAGGUGCUCUUGGAUCCGAGGAUGCAGACUUUGUGGCAGUAAAAGUGUUGGCGACAAGGACUGGAGAAAGCGAGAAGGAGUUUGAAAGAGAAGUGAGUGCAAUUGGCCAAACUAACCACAAGAACUUGGUGCAGUUGCUUGGAUUCUGCAAUGAAGGUUAGCAUCGACUACUGGUGUAUGAAUUCAUGAGCAAUGACACUUUGGCAGAUUUCCUAUUUGGCACUUCAAGGCCCAACUGGUACAGAAGAAUAGAAAUUGCCUGUGAUGUUGCGCGGGGGCUCUCUUAUUUGCACCAGGAUUGCACCAAGCAUAUAAUUCACUGCGACAUCAAGCCACAAAAUAUUCUUCUUGAUGGCUCUUUCACUGCAAAAAUCUCAGACUUGGGAUUAGCUAAGCUCCUGAUGGCAAACCAAACACGAACCACCACUGGAGUUAGAGGAACCAGAGGGUAUUUAGCGCCAGAAUGGUUUAGAAAUAUGCCUAUUUCUAGCAAAGUAGAUGUUUACAGCUUCGGCAUUUUGUUGGUUGAGCUCGUCUGCUGUAGAAAGAACUACAAUCCGGAAGCAGAAAUUGAAGCUCAAAUUGUGCGUUGGGCAUAUAAGGAUUGCUACCACGACGGGAGCGUACUUAAGCUAGUGGAGAACGAUGAGGAGGCAUCGAGUGACAUAAAGAGGGUGAGAAGAUUUGUGAUGACAGCAUUGUGGUGCAUCCGGGAAGACCCGGCUUUGAGGCCAACCAUGAAGAAAAUUACUCAAAUGUUGGAAGGAGCUGUUGAAGUCCCAGAACCACCAGUUCCAAGCUUUUUUACCACUUCAAUAUGA